AUGAGCGCGUUUGAGGUAACAUGUACACCGCCUCGGAUUGUAGCAAAGAAGCCAUCCGAAUCUCGCGAACCGACGCUUGUCUUACUGGGGCCAUUUACUCCGAAGGCAACGGUGGUAUUCGAAGGCGUACCUGUAGGGAAGGUUGCUCGACGAUUGCUUAUUAUACGAAAUACAAACAAAUCGUUGGUGCAGGUUAAUUUGGUGAAGGUUCCCGAUCCUGAAUGCGGCGUCAGCUUCGAAUGGAUAACAGCAGAUGUGGAGGCAGGGAGUGAGAAAUCGCUUGAAGUUGUAUGGAGCCCGCAGCAGUUAAUAUUGGGUAAAGAAGUAGUUAUUCUUACCGACAACAUUGGUAACAAGAAGGACGUGCAGUUUAUAUUCAAAUCAAUUCAGUUGAAAUCCGUCGAUCGUAAAUCUGUCAUCAAACCGUUUGCCGUUGCCAAAAGACUGAAGCUUAAAUCACCGUCUCCACCGAAGGUUAAAUUGCAACGUAACAUUCUGCAUAAAAAGGGAAAAGCUUCUCCGGCUAAGAAAGAUUGGUCGACAGUUUUACCCACAGUUGCAAAAAGCUCCAAAAUGGGCUCCAUUACAUCAAGAGCGACGACGACGAUACUUGGCGAUUCUAAUAAUACAGACAGCAGGCUUGAGAAACACAAUUACCAAUCAGAUUAUUACACGAGUCCAAAUUAUAUAGAUAGCAAUAGGGUGAACAAGGAAAACAUAAACCCGGUCAGUCCGUCACUCGAAAAUGGUCCUCACAAAAUAAGAAAAUAUUUGACGCUACCAUCUAACAACGACAGCUAUUUUACACAUGUUGCAAAUCAGCCCACUCCGGAAAGUUAUAUUAAAUCAGUGGGACGUAAAAGUACUAUCGACAAAAAUGUGCGCAAGCAUCUCGAAAUUUCUCCCAAAAGCGACAUCAACCAUAAAGCUACGGUUGCUAACGCUAAGCUGCCGUCAAUUAUGAUUUCGACGGAUCCUGUUUAUUCAGAAAAAUUAGGCACGAAAUGUGUACAGAAUCGGCCAACUAAAGAAGAACUGGUUGCAACACCACAAGAUCGCACCAAGUUCGAUCCUGGGUGCUUUUCCACCGUCACUAAGCCUACCGCUGUUGAUCAAACGUACCUAAAGCCUUGUACAGGAAGUCCUCUGGCCAUAGAGUGUAGCCUCGUUAGGCACGAACCACAAGACGAUAAUCUUCAACGUCAUCUCAGUUUUUCACCAGGAUGUCUUCAAGACGAAGCAACAGUUCAGCAAAAAGCAAUGUUGGGAUCCUACAACAAUUUGCCAGAUAAACACGAUUUGGACGUAAACGUGAAUGUUAACAUUAACGCCAACCUAGAGGAAAAGCUGCAUACCGAGUGCGAUGCUGAACGUAUUAAUAACAAAACUCGUACGAUGGUGUAUGACUCUAGCCCUCAUCUUUCGAUCAUAGCAGAAGAGAAUGCACCUGUGCUGGGAGUCACUUUUGAACGACACGAUUGUCGCCGCAACGGUUCGGUUUUGGAUGUGGCAGAGCUGGAAGCAUCACUUCACAAGCAAAAGACUUUCAAUGUUGCGAGUGAUGAAAGUAUAAGUUCUUCGUCAACGGAACAUAUAGUUAAGAAUGCAACCAUCACAAUAAAACAAGAUAUUUCACGCUGUUCAUUGCCAAAUCUACUCGAUAAGAGUAGCAAUAACAGCGAACAGGAAGAAGAUGAAGUGGAACGAAUCUUCAAGGAGCACGAAAUUCGCGCACAGUCAAGCAGAUUCAACAUUCACGAGGUUGGACGGUUCAGCGAUGAGAUGAUUACACUCAGCGGUUGCAAACGUGGAUUUGAAUCGAUACAUGAUGGUACAGUGGAAAAACCGAAUAUGUUAGAGAAUGAAAAUUUGUCCCCGAAACGUCGAUGUCGUCUUAGUUCCAGUACAAACACGAUCUUCGCAAGUGCGCAAAUUAAGACCGAAGAAGUGAUCAACAACCAAUCUUUUCGUAAACCGAUCGGGUUCAAGCCAACUAUCACUCGUAAUACAACUCAGACAUCCAGUCGCAGCCUUAGCUUUAAACGACCCAACGUAAGUUCUGUGUUGCCAAUUAAGGGCGAAGAAAAACGUGUUUUUCUGUACGAUUCAGAUCGUCACCUAAAAACGUUGAUCAAUCCCGAUCCGUUUGCGGCGACUACAACAUGCAAUCCGUUUCUCAGUGCCACAAUGUACCUGGACGAACGUGCUUUUGAGCGGUAUGAACGGCAAAUGAAAAAGUGGCUUAAUGCAUUGGUAACCAUACCGGCCGAUUUGGAUACAGAACCGAACAAACCACUCGACGUCGGAAAACUCUUUGACGAGGUGAAAUCCAAGGAAUUAACACUCGCUCCCACCAAGGAGCUGAUAUCGUCGAAUUAUUAUAAAAAUCGGCUCAACAGUUUACGUAGUGCCGGUAUCGCCCUGUACAUGAGCGAAGAGAUAGCCCUUCCGCUCCGGAAAGUAGCUGCGCAAAUUGAAAAACAACUCCUCACACUUCGUACGGACCGCAGCCUCCAUCUUGAUCUCGUGCUGCAGCGAACGGUAUUAGAGCUGCUACUAUGCUUCAACCCGCUUUGGCUCCGGCUAGGGCUGGAGGUUGUAUUUGGGGAACAGAUUGAGCUCCAGUCGAACCGAGACAUUGUAGGUUUGAGCACGUUCAUCAUACAUCGGCUGUUCCGGGAUCGAUAUCUGGAGGCGCGCAAUUCGAAGGCCUACAAUCUGUCUAAAGCAUACGCGGAGCACAUGAAAAAGUUCACCCUCCGAAUGGUACUAUUCUUGCUGUUCUUCCUCGAUACAGCGAAACGCCGAAAGCUGAUCAAGCACAACCCAUGUCUGUUCGUACGAAACGCACCACACAAAGAAACGCGAGAAAUUUUGACGCGUUUUUCCUCCACCCUGGUAGCCGGCAUUGGUGAUAUUACUAAGCAUCUUAAACGCGUUGGUUACACGCUGUCACACAAGCAAUCAUUUCUGGACGAAUACAACUAUGCGUUUGAAAAUUUAGCCGUUGAUCUGCGAGAUGGAGUGAGGUUGACCCGUGUCAUGGAAAUCAUUCUGUUGCGGGACGAUUUGUCCUGUAGCUUGCGUGUGCCACCGAUUUCGCGGUUGCAGAAAAUACACAACAUAAAUCUUGCCCUGGGGGCGCUCGAACAGGCGGAGUAUCGCAUUGCUGGAGAUAUUACUGCGAAGGACAUUUGCGAUGGACACCGCGAGCAGACAAUGUCGCUAUUAUGGCAGAUCGUGUACAAAUUUAGGGCACCGAAGUUUAAUUCGGCCGCCACCAUCAUCCAGCGCUGGUGGCGUAUGAAUUGGCUAAAGGUAGCCAUCGCUCGUCGUAUCGCGGAAAAGCGACGACAACGAAGAGAGAACGCCGCACGCACCAUCCAGGCCGCAGUUCGAGGUUAUUGCGUACGCGUUUGGUACGAAGCAAUCCGGCAACAGAGGCUACGUGCCGUCGUAACCAUUCAGCGUUUCGUUAGGCGAUAUUUGGCGCAGAAGCAAGCUGCAAAACGCUACGGUGCAAUUGUGCACAUCCAGCAAUGGUGGAGAUCGGUACGUGAAAUGCGCUCCACGAGAGAGCGCUAUUUGCUGUGCAAGAAAUCGGUAAUCGUUCUGCAGACGUCUUACCGGAGGUAUGUUCUCGCCAAGAAACUGUUAGCGGCAGCAACCACCAUCGGUGUCAUCCGUACCGAAGCUAUGCAUCGCCAUCGGCAGGCAAUUAUUGUCCAGCGCAGCAUUAAAUCGUACGUUAUACACCGUCGUCUGCAAGGAAUUGUGCACGGUAUGCUGACCUUCAUCAGGCGUAAAAAUUUGCAAAAUCGUUCGGCUACCAAAAUCCAAGCCUACCAGCGGAUGCGAACCGCUCGCAGAGAAUUUUUGCGAAUGCGAUCGGCCGCGGUGUGCGUUCAACGCCGAUGGCGGGAAUGUCUAGAUGCAAAGCGAUCACGUGUUCGCUACUUGCAAUUGCGUAAUAGUACGAUUUGCAUACAGCAGCACUUCCGAGGGUGGGUCGAGAUGCGCCAAGAUAUGCAACGAUAUCAUCAUACUAGAAGACUGGUCAUUCAACUUCAACGACGUUGGCGUGCUACGAUAGCAAUGCGUAAUGAUCGAACAGCUCUCGAAACGCUUCGUCGCGUAACGAUCAACGUACAACGCCGGUUCCGCGCACGGAAGGCAAUGCAGCUUGAGGUGGAACGUUACCGGUUGGUUUGUCGGGCUGCUAGCGUCCUACAAAGUCGCUAUCGCGCCAAAAAAGCGAUGGUUCAACAGCGUGACAAGUUUGAUGGCUUAAGGGUCGCCACGAUAUGCAUUCAGAGAAGAUUCCGAGCGCAACGGAGUAUGCGUGAGGCUCGUGAUUCUUUUGAAAUAGUGCGUAAGGCUAUCGUAAUGAUUCAACUUCGAUAUCGAGCUAAGCUACUGAUGCGGUGCGAACGAGAUCGUUUCCUACAACUCCGCCAAAGCACCGUGAUGAUACAGUCCUGGUUCCGGGCGAUCAUUGUAGGGAGAGUAGAAAGACAACGAUAUCAGUGUAUUCGCAAUGCGGCCAUUAAUCUGCAGCAUAAAUGGCGCGCGACAUUGGAAAUGCGACGGGUGCGAGACCAGUAUUGCAGGGAACGCCACGCAGCCAUUACCAUACAACGUUCGCGGCGUAGUAUCCUUUUGAAGCGAAAAAUGCGCUACGAUUAUAUGCGUUACCGCAGCUCAGCUAUCAUCCUUCAGCAGCGCUAUCGUGCCUUGUUGAUGGGACGAUCAGUUCGUCAGGAAAUUGCCCUCUAUCGCUGUGCAGCUAUUAAGAUUCAAAGGAAACUUCGAGCAUGGUUGCAAAUGAAACAAGAGCGCCACGAUUUCCUUCGACUUCGCCAAACUGUUCUCACGGUACAGCGCCGUUUUCGUGCAAACCGUGCCUGUUUGAAGGAGCGCACCCGUUAUGCCGCUCUAAAACGCAACGCCGUGAUGCUCUCCUCCCGGUGGUACAGUACCCUAGCGAUGCGGAAGGAACGAGCUCGAUUUUUAAGGCUUAAAAAUGCCGCCAUCACAAUUCAAAGACGUUUCCGAGCACAGAAGGCAAUGCAAGUGCAAGCUCGGCAGUACGAACAUGUGCGAACCGCCAUUAUCUUCAUACAGAGGAAAUAUCGUGCCCAGCGUUCGAUGGAACGUUGUCGUGGCCGGUUCCUGAAUCUCAAAAGUGCCUCGAUUUUAAUUCAGGAGUUCUACCGUGGGUACAGACAAAUGAAACACGAAAGGGCCAUUUUCGUACGGCUGCAAGAAACGGUUAUUUCUGUUCAACGACGUUUUCGCGCAAACCGAUCGAUGCGUCAGGCAGUUUUUGAUUAUAAACGGAAGAAAACGGCUGCCAUGGUGUUGCAGCGCUGGUUCCGUGGUCACCGUACGAUGGUUGCAGAACGGGAUCGUUACCAUAGGCUCAAGAGUGCAGCGUUGGUUGUUCAAGCACGCUAUCGAGCACGUCGCAUGAUGCUUCACGAGAAGCAGCAAUAUGAUCGAAUAUAUCGCUCAGUCUGCACAAUUCAAAUUCGUUGGAAGGCAACAAUUGUCAUGUUCCGGGAACGGGCCGUGUAUCAACGGAUGAUAUGUGCCGCCAAAAGGAUACAGAUGUUCUACCGUGCCUAUCGUGAGCGACUUGUUGACGAAUCGAAUUAUCGUAUUUACCGAAGUGCAGUGAUUAUAGUCCAGCGACGUUAUCGAGAAAAAUUGAGAACACGUUAUGAGCGGAGACAAUUCAUUCAGAUUUGCAGAACCGUGCGAGGUCUACAAGCGUAUGGCCGCGGUACACUGGCUCGCCGCGCAUUUCAGGCUAUGCUGACGCCGGAAUAUUUGGAGAAGAAAAGACGUGAAAAAGCGAUUCUUCGACUGCAGGCUUGGUGGCGUGGAGUUUCUCAUCGCAAACGCUUCCAGACAGCUGCAAUGCGCAACAUUUCCCAAAAGAUGGUUGCUAGCCGUCGUGAGGCCAAACGUGAUCCAACGAACAGGGUCAGUAACGCGAGCCGCCUUUGCAUGCGUUUUUUGAAGACGCGUUUCAGCUCUUCGGAAGCGAUUGGCAUCUUGCAGAGACUUGAGCGGAUGUCUCGGCUGGUACCGCAUCUGCUCGUUGACGAAGCCGUCUUCCUGUCCGUGUUCUGUUACAACACGAUGGCACUGGCUAUACGGUCAGAGGUGGAUAAAAUCUUGAUUGAAAUUUGCGCCCGGAUUAUACUGAAUUUGGCACGCUUCCCAGGCACCAAGGAACAAGCGUUUCAGGAAAAUGGCCUUGUGACGGUGUCUCAGAUGUUGCUACGUUGGUGCGAUAAAAAUUGUGGUAUCUUCAGCACGCUGUGUACAUUGUUAUGGGUUUUGGCACACGACUUCAAGAAGAAAAAUGCAAUACGUCGCUACAUGAUUUCGAAGGAUGCCAUAUUUAUGCUACGUGAAACAAAAAAAUUAGUGCAACGGAAAGAGAAGAUGCGCAAAAACGUCCAACGCCCGGUAGGUUGUUUAGUGGCACCGAAUCCACAGCUGAUGUGUACUGUUCCGUCUUUGGAACCGGACUUUGGUGUCAACCGCAGCAAACCGUACGUUUUUUAUUCAUCGGUUUUUGGUUUCGAACAAGUACUGCAAAUAUUGGAAGUGGAUCUUUCUUAA
Anopheles nili is the source of this 6636-nucleotide messenger RNA. It is a transcript of the gene asp, whose product is annotated as protein abnormal spindle. Gene Ontology annotation, biological process: establishment of meiotic spindle localization; mitotic cell cycle; spindle organization. NCBI's taxonomy places the organism in Eukaryota, Metazoa, Arthropoda, Insecta, Diptera, Culicidae. The coding region runs from base 1 to 6636 and encodes 2211 amino acids. Gene Ontology annotation, molecular function: protein binding. Gene Ontology annotation, cellular component: spindle pole. The record is from RefSeq and is a predicted model, not a curated record. The transcript is spliced from 6 exons.